AUGUAUGGACGUUCACCUGUUCUACCAUUUGAUCUUCAAAACUCAAUCGUUUCCUUUCAACAGUCACCUCACUAUGCUCAAAACAUACGUCAAUAUAUAUCACAUCUAACCAACAAUGCGAAAACAAAUAUAACUGAUGCACAACGUCAGUACCAAUCUAAAUGUGAUACAAAUCGCUCAAAUCCUACAUAUUCCAUGAACGAUUUAGUUCUUAUAAAAAAUAUUCAUUCACGUCACAAAUUUGAUAUUCGCUAUGAUGGUCCAUUUCGAAUUAUACGUCGUCUUGGUGUUAAAACAUAUCUUGCUCAACAUGUCAAACUACUUGAUUUGACUCGACAGGUAACAGUUGAUCUACUUAUUCCGGUCUCAACUGGAUAG
This is a messenger RNA of Rotaria sp. Silwood2, 378 nucleotides long. NCBI's taxonomy places the organism in Eukaryota, Metazoa, Rotifera, Eurotatoria, Philodinida, Philodinidae. The record is from the annotation of a GenBank genome assembly.